Molecule: messenger RNA, 1974 nt
Organism: Lampris incognitus (smalleye Pacific opah)
Lineage: Eukaryota; Metazoa; Chordata; Actinopteri; Lampriformes; Lampridae
Product: zinc finger protein aebp2-like
Exons: 8
Coding region: 31-1458 (475 amino acids)
Biological process (GO): regulation of transcription by RNA polymerase II
Cellular component (GO): ESC/E(Z) complex
Source: RefSeq, a predicted model, not a curated record
ACGGUGGUUCUUACACAGCGGCCCACAAACAUGGCUGCGGUCACCGCGGACGGAACCGGACGGGACUCUCUGGAAGUUACCGACCGAAGCUGCCCCGGCGAGAGGGGGAAAAUCGGCGACAAAGAAGAAGAGGAGGAGGAGGAGGAGAAAAUAAAGGCCCUGCCGGACUCCUCCAAACAGGAACCGGGUGACAAUGAGAGCGGAGCAGGAAUGGACGCGAAUGGUGGUGGCGGCGGCGGUGUUGGUGGCCGCUGCGCGACGGAGGAAGACGAGGAGGAGGACGAGGAAGACGGGAAGAAGAGUGCCGUCAAAGACGCCGAUUCAGUUUUGGAAACGAGAAAGAACAACGGUGACGGGCGAGCGGGGGGUGAAUUCGCCGCAGAGGGGGCAAGUCCCGACCGGGGGAGUUUGGUAAGGAGCACCGAGUCCGUAGAAGAAAGCUCCCGGGUGCUGAAAGAAGAACAAAGAGAGGAGGAGGAGGAAGAAGAAGAAGAGAGCGCGUCCCGCACAAAGACGGCGGCGGAGAAAAGCGAACACGGCACCAAAAGACGGGCCAGUGUCGAAAUGUCGUCCUCGGAUGGAGAACCGCUCAGUCGGAUGGAUUCAGAGGACAGUAUCAGCAGCACUCUGAUGGAUGUGGAGAGCACAGCGUCCAGUGGCCGGUCCACCCCUGCCAUGAUGAAUGGCCACGGUGGGGGGGUUGUGGCCGGGGGCGGCACCGCAGCAGGGGGCAAGUCCCUGGGCUACACCUGCUGCUGGGACCACUGCCAGCUCCUGUUCUCCUGCAGCCCUGACCUGGCUGAGCAUAUCCGGUCCACACACGUCGAUGGCCAGAGAGGAGGGGUGUUUGUGUGUCUGUGGAAGGGCUGUAAGGUGUACAACACACCCUCCACCAGUCAGAGCUGGCUCCAGAGACACAUGCUGACCCACAGCGGAGACAAACCAUUCAAGUGUGUGGUGGGGGGGUGCAAUGCUACUUUUGCAUCCCAGGGGGGGCUGGCGCGACAUGUGCCCACUCACUUCAGCUCACAUAGCUCGUCCAAAAUGGCCAGCCAGGGCAAAGUGAAGGAGGAGUCUCCCUCCAAGGCUGGCCUCAACAAGAGGAGAAAACUCAAGAAUAAACGCAGGCGCUCCCUCCCCCGACCCCACGACUUCUUUGAUGCCCAGACAAUGGAUGCCAUCCGCCACCGAGCCAUCUGCCUCAACCUGGCCACACACAUUGAGAGCCUGGGUAACGGGCACAGUGUCGUCUUCCAUAGCACAGUAAUAGCCAGGAGGAAAGAAGAUUCUGGAAAAGUCAAGGUCCUCUUACACUGGACACCCGAGGACAUACUACCAGAUGUGUGGGUGAAUGAGAGUGACAGGUUGCAGCAGAAGACCAAGGUGGUGCACCUUUCCAAGCUGCCCACAGAUACAGCGGUGCUCCUUGACCCCAAUAUAUACAGGAUGUUCUUCUGAUGAUCUUCAAAGAACGUUGUCAAGUCACAUCCUGCUAUCCACUGACCAAUAAGAAAAUCUCCUCAAACUCCCCCCCCCUCCUUUUUAGUGUCAAAUGUCCCCCAUGACAAUGCAGUGAGUUCAUUAGAUCUUUUUCUUUUUUCGUUCAUGGCUCUCAACUAUCUCAGUCAUGUUCUACAUAGCUGCUAAGCUUAUUGAGAUGUUUUUUUCUUCUUGGGGAUGAGACAUUGCUUUUGUGAUGUAGGUAAUGCAACUAGACAGAGCUAACUGAAAUAAAGGUAAACUGACAUUUGACAAGUUGUAGAGAACUAGACGUGUAGGGAAGACCUGUUUUUGUAAAUACUUCUGAAGAUUUGUAAUAUAUUUUUAUACUUGGAAAUUUUACUGUAAUGUAGAUAGAUGUUCUUUUUUUUCUGCCAAACAUUUUUUUUUUAAAUAGAUGUUCUAAAGACUGACAAUAUUGGUCUAUGUGCAUAUAGUUGACAGCGCUCUGUUUGAUGUCAUUAAAGUUUUCAA